This is a messenger RNA of Aureococcus anophagefferens, 414 nucleotides long. RefSeq lists its product as hypothetical. The annotation marks the transcript as partial. The transcript has a single exon. Gene Ontology annotation, biological process: regulation of intracellular signal transduction; cellular response to L-arginine. Gene Ontology annotation, cellular component: cytosol. NCBI's taxonomy places the organism in Eukaryota, Pelagophyceae, Pelagomonadales, Pelagomonadaceae. The record is from RefSeq and is a predicted model, not a curated record.
AUGACGACGCAGCGAGCCGUGCGCGGCAGCGACCUGACGCUCCACGUGCUCGGCGAGCACUACGAGGUCGUGCGCCUCGGGCCCGGCGCGGCGAUCCCGGCGGACCUCUUCUCCUCGAACCCGUCGUCGAGCCUCGUGUCCAUCACGCGCACGGCCGACGAGCUGUCGAUCAUCCGGCCGCGCGGCGCGCGGCGCAUCGACGGCGAAAAGCUCGAGGCGGGCUGGCGCGCGCUCAAGGUCCAGGGCCCGCUGCCCUUCCACCUCGUCGGCGUGCUGAGCCACCUGUCCGCGACGCUGGCCGCGGCCGGCGUGUCCAUCUUCGUCAACAGCACCUACGACACGGACUACGUCAUGGUCAAGGACGACAAGCUCCACGCGGCCGUCGACGCUUUGAAGGCCGGCGGCUCGACGGUC